Tripterygium wilfordii is the source of this 2106-nucleotide messenger RNA. RefSeq names its product AT-rich interactive domain-containing protein 6-like. Gene Ontology annotation, cellular component: nucleus. The transcript has 14 exons. Gene Ontology annotation, biological process: regulation of transcription by RNA polymerase II. Gene Ontology annotation, molecular function: DNA binding. The record is from RefSeq and is a predicted model, not a curated record. Bases 416 to 1723 code for a protein of 435 amino acids. NCBI's taxonomy places the organism in Eukaryota, Viridiplantae, Streptophyta, Magnoliopsida, Celastrales, Celastraceae.
CAGGGAGGAAAGGUAGGAAAAGGGGAAAAAAAACUGUGAGCGGUUUCUGAGUUUCUCCCAAAACCAGAGCGAGGGCGAGCCACUUCCACCUCUGGCCUCUGUCUCACUCGCACACCAAACGGAAACGCCUCGCAAGCUCGGUCCGCGACUGUACAUGUGACUCCGCGACGGUGGUUUCUGCGUUUUUUUGUAGAUGGUAGUCCAUAUGUACGUGCCAAAUGAACCAUACCUUCUGUGUUUGCCGGAUAAGAUUGAGAUUGAGAACGCCAAUUCGGACUCUCUAUAAGGACUCUCAUCUUCCCAUAACCUGCAUUGUCAUUCACAAUCACAUAGCCCUACAGAGACCGCGUUGCCGUUCUCUCUCUCCCUUCCUCCCAAGCAUUCUCUCGCCAAGUAGGAUCAGCUAUACAGUAUAAUGACAGGCACGAAAGACAGCGUUGAUGCUGCGCCAGUUGAUGCAAAUAUAGAACUGCAAGGAUCUGUGCCGGUCCCUGAAGAAGAAAAACCCAAUGGUACUAUGCAGGCUAAUUUUCUGGCGACCGCUGAAGCUAAGGUGCUUACAUCACCUAAUGAUGCUGACGCAGACAUUAAGAAAGUCCUGCCUGAUGAUAAAGUUUCUGCUGGACUAAGUGCUGGAGGUGUUACUGAUGGUGAAGAACGGGGAAAGAAAAGAAAAUUUGAUGAUACCCACGCUGAGAAUCAGACUGAAGAUGCCACACCACUUCAAAUAGUUUUGGCAGGAGAAUCUGCGGCUUCUAAAGCUGAGGAUGAAAAUAUUGGAAAGUUAAAGAAUAAGUGGACUGAUAUCGAGGUAAUGGGAGAGAUCAAUGAAACGGACACACCUGAAGAGCAGGCAGAGUUCAUGAAGGAGCUUGCAACCUUCUACAGAGAGAAUGCCUUGGAUUUCAAACCCCCAAAGUUCUAUGGGGAGUACUUAAAUUGCCUCAAGUUAUGGAGAGCUGUUAUAAGAUUGGGUGGCUAUGACUUGGUGACUGCUAAUAAGUUGUGGCGGCAAGUUGGAGAGUCUUUCCACCCCCCCAAGACUUGCACAACAGUCUCUUGGACAUUUCGCAACUUCUAUGAGAAGGCACUCUUGGAGUAUGAAAGACGCAAGAGGCAAAGUGGUGAGCUUCAACUCCCCAUUUCAUCACCUUUAGCACAUCCUACAAGUGUUGAAAAUGAGGGAAGUGGCAGCCAUGGACAAGGGUCAGGUAGAGCUAGACGAAAUGCAGCAACUCGUGCGAUGGAGGGUUGGCAUACUCAUCGUCUUCUUGGGCAUGGUGAGGUCAGUGAGCCUAUUAUUAAGGAAAAAAGUUCAGCACCACGGCGAGAGAAGCAACUGAAAAAUAUUGGUUCAAGUAAGCAAACUCACGUGGAGCAUGCUGUGAUAGUAGCUCAAGAUAAACAGCUGGUAACUGAAGUCACUGAUGUUGGACCCGCUGCAGAUUGGGUGAAGAUUAACGUACGAGAGACCAAUGACAGUUUUGAGAUUUAUGCUCUUGUUCCUGGACUUCUUCGUGAAGAGGUCCAAGUUCAAUCAGAUCCUGCUGGACGUCUGGUUAUAAGUGGUCGACCAGAGCAACUUGACAAUCCUUGGGGCAUCACUCCCUUCAAAAAGAUUGUCAACCUACCUUCCAGAAUCAAUCCACAUUACACUUCUGCUGUUGUUAGUCUGCAUGGCCGACUCUACAUACGUGUACCGUUUGAACGUGGAUCAGUUUGAGGGUUUUCUAGUGGGCAGGUUAGAAUUUAAAACCGGAAAUUGGGCCUCAUUGAAUCAGAAUUAAACUAUGCACUAUGUUAAUGGAUGUUAUUUUUAUAAGUGCAGUUUCAGGGAUAAAUUGAUGAGUGUUUUUGUUUCCCCUUUUGUUUAAUUGGUUAUAAGUUUGUUGUAAGUUGGAAGUAUGUGAAACUGGUGUAUGGGGAAUUGCUCCCUGUAAAGGCAAACUGGGGUCCGAGCAUCCAUGAGAAGCAAAGUGAUUCCCUGGUUUAAGCUUAGAAAGGAUUAGGAAACGUGGAUCUUGUAUUGUAUGUCAGUCAGUCACUCCUUGUUUGGGCUUAUGAUGCUGCCUGCUAAAUGUUAAUGGGCUGUCAUUUCCAAUUGAA